GCGGCGCUCCUGUCAUCCGUGUCACAGAGCGGGCGGACGCGGCAGACGCUCCUGAGUUUUGGUCCAGAACUCUGAACGGAAGCGCGGAGCAGCAACGACCCGGUUCCGCGCGGCUCGGACACGCCUCCAAACCGACCGGAAGUACCGCCGUGGGACGCAGCGACGCGGAGUUCUGACAGGCGUGAUCAUGGCUUCAACCACCUGCACCAGGUUCACCGAUGAGUACCAGCUGUACGAGGAGCUGGGCAAGGGCGCCUUCUCUGUGGUGAGGAGGUGUAUGAAGAUUUCCACAGGACAGGAGUACGCUGCAAAAAUAAUCAACACCAAGAAGCUGUCUGCCAGGGAUCACCAGAAGUUGGAGCGGGAAGCCCGAAUCUGCCGCCUGCUGAAACACCCCAACAUCGUGCGGCUGCACGACAGCAUCUCAGAGGAGGGAUUCCACUACCUGGUCUUCGACUUAGUCACUGGUGGGGAGCUGUUUGAGGACAUCGUUGCCAGAGAGUACUACAGUGAAGCUGAUGCCAGCCAUUGCAUUCAGCAGAUCCUAGAAGCUGUUCUCCACUGCCACCAGAUGGGCGUGGUCCACCGUGAUCUCAAGCCAGAGAAUCUGCUCUUGGCCAGCAAGUUGAAGGGAGCAGCGGUGAAACUGGCCGAUUUUGGUCUGGCCAUAGAGGUGCAGGCAGACCAACAGGCCUGGUUUGGUUUUGCCGGUACUCCGGGUUACCUGUCUCCGGAGGUUCUAAGGAAAGAUCCUUAUGGCAAACCUGUGGACAUGUGGGCUUGUGGUGUAAUCCUCUACAUUCUGCUGGUGGGAUACCCCCCCUUCUGGGAUGAAGACCAGCACAGACUCUACCAGCAGAUUAAAGCUGGAGCCUAUGAUUUCCCCUCUCCAGAGUGGGACACUGUGACCCCUGAGGCCAAAGACCUGAUCAACAAGAUGCUCACGAUCAACCCUGCCAAGAGGGUCACUGCCACAGACGUCCUCAAACACCCCUGGAUCUGCCAACGUUCCACUGUGGCCUCCAUGAUGCACAGGCAGGAGACCGUUGAGUGCCUCAAGAAGUUCAAUGCCAGACGGAAACUCAAGGGGGCCAUCCUGACUACUAUGCUCGCCACUCGGAACUUCUCAGCCAAGAGUCUGCUGGCCAAAAAGCCGGACGGAGUCAAAGAGCCUCAGUCCACAGUUAUCCACAACCCGCCUGAAGGAAAUAAGGAGUCCAGUGAGAGCACCAACACCACCAUCGAGGACGAGGACGUGAGAGCCCGCAAGCAGGAGAUCAUCAAAGUGACGGAGCAGCUGAUCGAGGCCAUCAACAACGGAGACUUUGAGGCCUACACGAAGAUCUGUGAUCCCGGCCUGACGUCCUUUGAGCCUGAAGCUUUGGGGAACCUGGUGGAGGGAACGGAUUUCCACCGCUUCUACUUUGAAAACGCCCCCCCUAAGGGGAAGCAGCCCAUUCACACCAUCCUGCUCAACCCCCACGUGCACCUCAUCGGUGACGACGCCGCCUGCAUCGCCUACAUCCGCCUGACGCAGUACAUCGACGGCGGCGGCCUGCCUCGCACCACGCAGUCCGAGGAGACCCGCAUCUGGCACCGCCGGGACAGCAAGUGGCAGAACAUCCACUUCCACCGCUCAGGAUCCCCCACCGUUCCCGCCAAGUGAGACGACGAUCUGGAGACGCCCAACAGCAGUCAGCCGACCCCGCCCCCAUGUCCUGAACCAGACCCCAUGUCCCAAACCGGCCCCCAUGUCCUGAACCAGCCCUGUGUCCCAAACCGGCUCCCAUGUCCCAAACCGGGCCCAUGUCCCAAACAGGCCCCCAUGUCCUAAACCGGCCCCCAUGUCCCAAACCGGGCCCAUGUCCCAUACAGGCCCCCGUGUCCCAAACCGGCCCCUGUGUCCCAAACCGGCCCCAUGUCCAUAACUGGCCCCCGUGUCCCAAACCGGGCCCAUGUCCCAAACCAGCCCCCAUGUUCAAAACUGGCCCCCAUGUCCCAAACCGGCCCCCAUGUCCCAAACCGGGCCCAUGUCCCAAACUGGCCCCCAUGUUCCAAACUGGCCCCCAUGUCCUAAACAGGCCCCCAUGUCCCAAACUGGCCCCAAUGUCCCAAACUGGCCCCCAUGUCCUAAACACGCCCCCAUGUCCUGAACCAGCCCUGUGUCCCAAACCAGCCCCCAUGUCCCAAACCGGCCCCCAAGUCCCAAACCGGCCCCCAUGUCCCAAACCGGCCCCCAUGUCCCAAACUGGCCCCCAUGUCCUAAACCGGCCCCCAUGUCCUAAACAGGCCCCCAUGUCCCAAACUGGCCCCAAUGUCCCAAACUGGCCCCCAUGUCCCAAACUGGCCCCCAUGUCCCAAACCGGCCCCCAUGUCCCAAACCGGCCCCCAUGUCCCAAACCGGGCCCAUGUCCCAAACCGCGCCCAUGUCCCAAACCGGCCCCCAUGUCCCAAACUGGCCCCCAUGUCCCAAACCGGCCCCCAUGUCCCAAACUGGCCCCCAUGUCCCAAACCGCGCCCAUGUCCCAAACCGGCCCCCAUGUCCCAAACUGGCCCCCAUGUCCCAAACCGGCCCCCAUGUCCCAAACCGGCCCCCAUGUCCCAAACUGGCCCCCAUGUCCUAAACCGGCCCCCAUGUCCCAAACCGGGCCCAUGUCCCAAACUGGCCUCCAUGUCCUAAACCGGCCCCCAUGUCCCAAACCGGGCCCAUGUCCCAUACAGGCCCCCGUGUCCCAAACCGGCCCCUGUGUCCCAAACCGGCCCCCAUGUCCAUAACUGGCCCCUGUGUCCCAAACCGGGCCCAUGUCCCAAACCGGCCCCCAUGUUCAAAACUGGCCCCCAUGUCCCAAACCGGCUCCCAUGUCCCAAACCGGCUCCCAUGUCCCAAACCGGGCCCAUGUCCCAAACUGGCCCCCAUGUUCCAAACUGGCCCCCAUGUCACAAACUGGCCCCAAUGUCCCAAACUGGCCCCCAUGUCCUAAACACGCCCCCAUGUCCUGAACCAGCCCUGUGUCCCAAACCAGCCCCCAUGUCCCAAACCGGCCCCCAAGUCCCAAACCGGGCCCAUGUUCCAAACCGGGCCCAUGUCCCAAACUGGCCCCCAUGUCCCAAACCGGCCCCCAUGUCCCAAACCGGCCCCCAUGUCCCAAACCGGGCCCAUGUCCCAAACCGCGCCCAUGUCCCAAACCGGCCCCCAUGUCCCAAACUGGCCCCCAUGUCCCAAACCGGCCCCCAUGUCCAAAACUGGCCCCCAUGUCCCAAACUGGCCCCCAUGUCCUAAACAGGCCCCCAUGUCCCAAACCGGCCCCCAUGUCCAAAACUGGCCCCCAUGUCCCAAACUGGCCCCCAUGUCCUAAACAGGCCCCCAUGUCCUGAACCAGCCCUGUGUCCCAAACCAGCCCUGUGUCCCAAACCGGCCCACAUGUCCUAAAUUGUCCCCCGUGUCCCAAACCAGCCCCCCCUCUGUUUGUUUCAACCCCCCUGCUGCUGGACUGAAGCUUCCUGUGGAUGCAGUCCGAUGUGGAACAUGGCUGUACUCCUCUCAGCUUUGGGGUUCCUUUCUCCUUCUUCCUUUCUGUCACUCGGUCAUGUAUGUAAUGGAGGUCACGUGAUCCGGUUCUGAUCCAAUCCCACCUGCAGGUCUGGAUCAGCACAGAGACCUAAAGGUUUCUUUUCUCCAGGGCAACUCCAGCCCCCCCAGCUGUUAGGUUUUCCUUCAGUUUGGGUUUAGGACCUUUUUUUCUUUUUACGAGUCGCUGAGAUCCAGUUUAGGAGCUGAAAGCGUUCCUCACAGAUGAUCCUCAAAGGGACCAAAACGGAGCAGACGGAUGCUUGGAACCAGACGUGUGGAUUUGGUUCUUUGUGGUCGUUUCCCUCCAAGCUCAGCGCUGCUGCUCAAAGUGGGACCAAAGGUCAUCUUAGCGUGCCGAGGCGCCGUCAGAAACCUUCCUCUGUCAGAAAUGCUGUCUGGUUCAGAGCUCUGCUGUUUCUGCUGAUGUAGGAAUGUUUGCUCUUCAUUUCCUUGUUUUAGAAGCGUUCAUUCUUUUCACUGCCAGCUCCAUCUGCUGGGAUUUUUAUCAGUUUAGAAAAAAAAGAGCAUUUGUGGUGCAGCUGGACCUCCAUGAGUGGCGGUGAGCGGCGAGCGGCAAAACAGAACCCCCCGUGUGAGAAGAAGGGGUCCUGCGGCUGUCCAGCGACCGUCCCUUCAGACGGUUAUGGGAAGAUGAGGGGAAUUUCCUGUUUUCAAUUUAUGCUGUGAUGUUUUGAUGCUUGCCCCUCCCCCUUUCUUGUGACUCCUCCCACACAUGUAGCCAGUGUUUCCUGGUUCUACCUGCAGGAUGACCUCGUCACUUUUGUUCUUCUGGGUUUAGUUCUGUUUCCUCUAGAGGCUUCCAGUGAUGGGGGGGGGGGGUUCCAACGUCACGUUUGAGGGGGCAGACGGUCACAUGGUCUUUUACUGUCACCUUGUAAUUUUCUCUGAGACGACUGCGUUUAAUGAUGGGACGAAGCACAUGUAUGUUAAAGGAGGUCUUGAAUAAAAGAGUCAUGGGUGCCAAACCAUCAAGCGUGUCUUC
Messenger RNA from Oryzias latipes (Japanese medaka), 4574 nucleotides. RefSeq names its product calcium/calmodulin-dependent protein kinase (CaM kinase) II delta 1 (gene camk2d1). Gene Ontology annotation, molecular function: calmodulin binding; calcium/calmodulin-dependent protein kinase activity; ATP binding. NCBI's taxonomy places the organism in Eukaryota, Metazoa, Chordata, Actinopteri, Beloniformes, Adrianichthyidae. The record is from RefSeq and is a predicted model, not a curated record. Gene Ontology annotation, biological process: protein phosphorylation.